AAUGAAAAAGAGCCUUCUGUUGGGAUGCUUGAGCGACUGAUAGGCCAGGUAUGUAGCAGCACAGUCGAGACUUCAUUCAGACUGCGUGCCCAGAACAGAAGCGAUCUUCCUUCGCAAAGCUCGAGCGAAGUCUGACAGAAAUGGGACACCACGGGAGGAGACUUCACAGGCAGCGAGGAUCCACAGAAGUUGUCAAAGUGCUUGGUACUUAAACCGUUAAAGGAAAUUUCGUGAUAAAUUAAAUACGAUAAUGUGCAUUAAGUUUCUUAAGAUCAACUCCGACGAAUAUUCAAGAAUAGUGCACUAAUUACCAUGUAAUUUUAAAAUGCCGAUAUUUGACACUGUGCGAGAUAUAUGCAAGAAUUUCUGUAAUACAAAAGUGCAUAAAAAUAGUUUCAUCGACGCAAUAUUACGAACACAUAAAGGAACUUAAUCGAUGAAACAACCAAAUCGGACAAGAAAGUUGUGUUCCUUCAAUUCUAAAAUUAAAUUCUUAUGUUCGAUAUAUUUCAGCGACUUGUAUUUUCCAACCGGCUGAAUUAUCAAAUAAGAGAGAUAAAUAAUGUCUAAGAUCGGCCUAACUGGACUAAUGAACGAAUGACAAAAAAUUGUUACUUCCGGUAUUUGGUAUUCUCGCCGUCUUCCUGAGUUUGUGGAGAAUUAAACGGCUAUUUUAUUCAGACUGAGUGAAAAAAGUAGCUUUGCUUUAUCGUAUUACCACUUCUGAAUUUUCCAACAAAGAAUGAUUGUGUCAGCUAUUUAUAUUUAUUUGCAACGAAACUACAUUGCUUGUUUGUUAAGGAAUCUCAUCUAGGGACAUUUAUUUCAAUCUUAAGACACAAUCCAAAGCAACUCGUGCAGCUUUCAAACUAAAGCUGAUCAUUCAAUUACAGAAUUACAUUUAACUAAAUUCCAUCAGGGGUGUACAAGCCAUAAAACACUAAUAUUUCUACUAUUUGAUAUCACUUAAGUACAGUAAUAAACGUAAGCAUCAGCUAAAUAGCUGUGCUCAAACUGCCAUAGAUGCCACACUGUAGCUUGGAUAACGCUUACGUUAUAAAUUCACUUACUUCUGACCGCUAAAGACGUUUACAGUUAUUUUGGUUCACAUAUUUCUGAUAGAUAUUACAUGACGUAAAAAAGUACGACUGUCAAUUGUUUUGAGUCGUAAUGUGGUGGCAAAGUUCCGUCGUUCUUGCGCUGACGUCACUAACAUUUUGUACCUGGUUGUGGAUUGUCCACUUACCUCAAACAAACACUCAGGAUGUGAUCACAACAAACGUGCAAGUUAGUGUAAUAGGUGAGACAGUGGCCUACUCAAAAAUAUCCAAUAUUUCUACGAAACACCUAGUAAAAUCUACAAGCAAACCGUUCGGAAUGUCAGACGUUUUUAAAAGGAAGCAACGUCAUAUCGUGCCACGAUUUAUGUUGGAUUUGUACGAAAAAGCAACAGCUUCUAGACACAGCAGCAGCAUUGGCAGUGGAAGAUUUGCACCAGAUGUGGUAAGAGGUCUGACUCCAAGGACCGCAGCCUCUGUGCUGGAGCCUGGUGGCAAUCUCAAGGUGCCAGCUGAGGAUCGUCGUCAUCUACUAGUAUUCGAUGUCCCUAGUUCGAGUUAUGGUGAGACCCUACAGUCCGCAGAGCUGCGUCUACUGCUCACAACAACGAGCCAGUACCAGGACAUCCUCUCAUCAGACGAAGAUACAGGUCUGGAGCGGUUGGUGCACAUAUACAUGCUGACCGAGCAGGCCACGCUGCUGGAGUUGGAUGUGCGACACGUGUUCCAGAGGCACGGGGUUACGUGGCUGAGUUUCAACGUGACCGCGGCGGUGAGACGCCUCAUUCCACGCAUUCUCUUGAGGCUGUUGGUGCAUAUCCGUGCUACGUCACCACACAGUCAACUCGAUCUUGCACUGGUAGUAAGCCCCCAUGACGGCCCUCAGUUCCAGGAUCAGGACGUACAGCCCUUACUGCUGCUGUCGUAUUCCGCUCUCACGGGUGCACCACCACGAAGAACUCGGGGUAAAAGGGACACGGAAGAUUAUGAGGAAGAAAGUAACAACAUAUGGGAUGACGACAGGACCGCAGUCGCGACCGGACUACAAGCAAGGCGGACCAAGAGGCAGCGGAACACCUGCCGCAGACGACCGCUGUAUGUAGACUUCUCUGAGAUCCACUAUGACACGUGGAUUGUGGCUCCUAAUGGAUACGAGGCAUUCCAGUGCAUUGGCAAAUGUUUCUUUCCUGUGAGUGAACAUCUGUCCCCAACGAAACAUGCGAUUGUCCAGACUCUUUUGCAUAGUGUGGCCCCAGGCAAGGUGCCGCGGGCUUGUUGUGUGCCCACUCGACUAGAGCCCAUUUCUGUACUUUAUGUCGAUCAGAAUGGAAUUCUCACAUAUCGCUUCAGCUACCAGGACAUGGUAGUGGCCGAGUGUGGCUGUCGAUAAAGUCUGCGCAGUUUGUGAAAAUGAGGCAUAUAAAUUAAUAACAAAUUUUUGUACACUAUCAAAUUUUAUAUAUAAAGUUUUGAAAUAAACACCUUUCGUAGCUCCAGAAUUUUACCAUGAAGCACAAGAUACUGCCAAUAGUAUAAGUUAAAUCAACAUUUUGCUGUGAGACUCUCUGCUUUUCUACACAGAGUAUCCUUCUCUGGAAAGGAAAGUAGCAAGGGGAGAUGGUGUUUCUCAGAGUGUUAUCUUUGGCAAAAAUAAACAUUUAAAAUACUCAAAAACAAGGAAGAAUUUCAUAUGCCACAGCCAUUAACAUGUCUUCAUGCAUUUAAUGUAAAAAGGUGCUAUCACAUUCUGUCUAAUUUGAGCUACUUCACUUUUAAUAUUAGUGGAGAUAAACUGAUAUUGUAAUUUAUGUACAAUAAACUUAGAGAGGCCAUUCCUUAUUUAAGAAUUGUAUGUGUAGACAUGGAUUAUAUUUCAUUGAAAAACUCAA
This is a messenger RNA of Zootermopsis nevadensis, 2947 nucleotides long. RefSeq names its product dorsalin-1. The record is from RefSeq and is a predicted model, not a curated record. NCBI's taxonomy places the organism in Eukaryota, Metazoa, Arthropoda, Insecta, Blattodea, Termopsidae. Gene Ontology annotation, molecular function: cytokine activity; growth factor activity. Gene Ontology annotation, cellular component: extracellular region.